GUCCCUCCUCUAUCUGUCUUCCUUUCCCCCUUCCUCCUUCUGUCUCUCCUAUUGCCACUGAAGGAGUGUGAGGGGGAGGUGGCUUAAGGAAGAAGUCAAGAAACGCACCCCCCAACUCCCCUUACGUCACUAGCCGAGCCUAUAAAGUGAGGAGCCAGAGCUGGCGCCAGAGAGAGGCAGGUGCUGAGCCUGGGACCAGAAGGACGGGAGGCAUCCUGAACAGGGCUGGGAGCCCCGGCUGAGGCAGUGAUGUUUUACUCAGGGCUUCUGACCGAGGGGGGCCGCAAGGAGGCCGACAUGCGAGAGGCAGCUUCACUGAGGCAGCAGCGCCGGGUGAAGCAGGCUGUGCAGUUCAUCCACAAAGACUCGGCUGACCUGCUGCCCCUCGAUGGACUCAAGAAGCUGGGCUCCUCCAAGGACACGCAACCUCACAACAUCCUACAAAGACGCCUCAUGGAGACCAACCUUUCCAAGCUCCGCAACAGCCGGGUCCCUUGGGCCCCCAAGGCCAACAGAUUCAAUCAGGCCAAGUCUGAGGGGCUGAAGAAGGCUGAGGAAGGGGACAUGAUCCUGGUUUCCUGCCAGUGCGCUGGAAAGGACUUGAAAGCUUUGGUUGACACUGGCUGUCAACAUAAUCUCAUCUCCUCUGCCUGUGUGGACAGACUAGGGCUAAAGGAUCAUGUUAAAUCCCACAAACAUGAUGGGGAAAAGCUCUCCCUGCCCCGGCAUCUCAAAGUGGUGGGACAGAUUGAACACCUUGCACUUACCUUGGGAUCCCUACGCCUGGACUGCCCAGCAGCUGUGGUUGAGGACAAUGAGAAAAAUCUUACUCUUGGGCUCCAGACUCUGCGGUCCUUAAAGUGUAUCAUAAACCUGGACAAGCAGCGUCUCAUCAUGGGGAAGGUAGAGAAGGAAGAGAUCCCCUUUGUGGAGACUGUGUCUGGGAGUGAAGAUAACACGUCAGAGGCAUAACUAAAGAGUGAGAUAUGUGCGUGAAUGAAUUUACACUCACACACACUCAUACACAUACAAGCCACAUGUACCCCCAAGCUAACAGCUCAGGAAAGCUGUCAGGCUUGGCCCAGAUGCAAAACAGGUCCCUGCUGCCUGGACCACAUCCUUCCCUCUGUGGGAGGCUCCAUCAGUCCUUUCCCUCUGGGCCUCUCUCAACUGUAGCCUGUGCUUAGAGUUCCUGUCUGGUUUUAUCUAUGGUUUUUAUACGUCUGAUUAUGUGUUUAAUGGACCUUUGACACUGCCCUAUCCUAGUUGCUGGAGGGUGUCCCCCACAGCUCACUCUUUUCUAGGAAUUUGCUUUCUCUAGCCAUGUGUAGAGACUGCCAGGAGUUGGCCCUUAGAGCUACUUCCUUGUUUUCCAGUGAACAAAUCAGCAGGAAACAGGUACUGACUCACUGGCUUGAUCACAGAAAGCCAUACCAUAGAUUCAUCAAGUUUUCUUCACUCAUCUCACAGGAUUUAGAUCUGGAAAGGGUCUUACACAUCAUUUCAUCUAGCCCACUCCUUUUACAAUUGAGGAAAGGAAGGCGUGGAAUUUAGUGAUCUGCUCAAGGUCACGUAGCAAGGCAGUGAGAGAGACUCAGAUCUCCUGCCUCCUAAUCUGACCCAGUUUUCACUCCUUCAUUCUGCCCCUUCUGUGGAAGGAGCUGUAAGGUGGGAGUGAUAGAGUCAGGGAGACAGCAAGAGAAAUAAAAAAGGAGAAAAAGAAAGUACAGGCGUAAAGGCACCAGGAUGGGGGGGGUGCCAUGAGGAGCCAAGGGGUGCCUCUGGAUGUCUAGAAUCAUUCACUCCUUUUGGGUAAAGAAUGGAGGAUUCUGGUUAAAAUAGUAACAUAGGUUUUCUUGGACAAGUCACUUCCACUCCAUUUCCUCACCUGUAAAAUAAGGAGAUUGGACUAGAUGUGUCAGUCCCCUGCAUCUCUGACAUUCCGUGGGGAGCUGGGGAGAUGGUGAGAGUCUGAUACUAAGGUUUUUUUUUUAUAUUGGAGUAUCAGAGUAGAUGUUAAUGCUGCAGAUCAAUCAAGCUAUUACCCUAUAAGAAGUUAGAUCAUGAUAAUCCUAAUGGAAUUUCCAUAAGAAAUUCCACAGCUCUAUGACCAUUCUUUAGCAGAGAUUCACAAACCUUUUAUCCAUUCACUGCCAGUGUCUCCACACCUCAUAGCAGAUGGCAAAAUAAGAGAGAGGAGGCUAAUUCAUCCUGUCCAUCUACUCCAUUAAUUCUCAAAAGAACCCACAGUUUGAUCCUCCUUGUUACUCUUAGUUGGGAACAUGUGGGAAUAGUCCUGCGGCCACACUGUCCCUGUUUUGCUUCACAGGUUUAUUCACAGGAUGUCUCCCUUCCAGCCUCUCCCCAGUCAGCUAAAAGGUAGGCUCAGGCAGUCCAAACUGAGCUCUGUGGGGCUCUGAAGCCUUUGGCUUUUCCACUUUGAUUAUUCCCCUCUUGCCCCAGCCUAAGGUAUUCCAUAACAGGGACUAUGCCUCUCUCCAGUUCAGCCUAGCUCCUCUUCAAGUUUCCUGCCUCUCCCUGUCCCAUCUAAUCCCCCUUCUCUGGCCCUUCCUGGCCUUCUCUCAGAAAUGGAUUACCCUGCUCACCAGGGCACAAACCAUACCUGCUCAUGAUACUUAGAAUGAACUGACUCUCCUUCCCGUCCUUUAUUAUAACAUCCAGCCACUCCAUUUCAUCUCUCCGACUCCUCACAAAAUCUGACUGUAGCCCACCAGCAAGCUGUUGCCAUGAUAUAUUAGUCUGGCUUCCCCAUGUUUGAAGAUGCUGCCACUGGGGACCAUGAAAGCCAAGGAACCUUCUUCCCUCAGUAUUAGUUAAAGAUCAAGGAAGGCACGUUUUUCUAGACUUCUGAAAUGCAGGCCUCCAGGAACAGGGAAAUGAACUAGAUGACCUCUAAGGAAUCUUCUAGUGCCUAAGGGUUUCCAGGUUUAGAAGAGCAAUGAUUGGAGGAUCUAAGCUGUGACAUCACUGCCUCACCCAAUGUGCUUUUUGGUCAAGCCUAAAUCAGAUUCCAGAACCAAAUAGUUAAGACUUCACUUAGCAAGCUGUGCUUGUCAAAGGCAUCUUGGGAAUGUUUGAAACCCCUGGGGGUGGGGUGGGGAUGGGCAGAUUCUAAGGUCUCAUUAGCUUUCUUUAAAUGUCUCCAUAUUUUUUAACUGGGAAACCUCCUCUGUGGUCUCCUGUACUCUGAGGGUUGGGACUACAAGCUUUCUGAGGAGCUGAGACAGCCCUCUACUGGGCAUCAGAUUCAUGCCUGGCAAGAGGGCCAUGGCAGGUUUCUCCUUAGUAACUGGAACCCAUGUUAAAUGAGAGAUGGGUUUCUGAUAGGAAGCUUGAAAAAUAUCUGUUUUUAGAACUUAGUAUUUCUAUGCCUAAUGCACUUGAUGAGUGGGUAUUUUCUGAUGUUUUCUAUUUCUCUGCCUUUAACUAGUCCUUCCCAUAGAUAUUUCUAGCCCCCAGGUCCAAGUCUCCUUGGCGGGGAUAGCUUGGCAACAGCCUGCCCUCCUGUAGGUGAAAUCUUCUUUCUGGGCUCAAAGUGAUGAGAGACAGGAUAAAGUCCCUCUCUGCCUCCCCCUUUGGGCCCCUCUGUUGGCACUUUCUUCUUACAGUGUUUCUAGCCAUGUCUGAUUUGUCUGUGAGACUAAUGCACCAAUAAAGAAAAACCUCAUCUCAA
Monodelphis domestica (gray short-tailed opossum) is the source of this 3694-nucleotide messenger RNA. The record is from RefSeq and is a predicted model, not a curated record. Lineage: Eukaryota; Metazoa; Chordata; Mammalia; Didelphimorphia; Didelphidae.